GGACAGCGCGGCGGGGGCUGGCGCGGGGGGUUGCGGUCAAGCCCUCCACGCCGCGAGGCCCCUAAAUAAACGCAGAUGCCCGACUCCGAGCCGAAGAAGUACCGACUCCGCGUGGACGUGGCCAAGCCGACCGAGCUCUACAAGCCCUCCUUUGGCCCGUCCCGCAUCUCGCCCGGGCCGUCGUCGGGAAAGGGGCCUCCGAUGGGCGGCGCGGCGUCGUUCGAGGAGGGGCGGGCGGCGGAGCCGGCGAUGAUCCGCGCGCUCGACGGCAAGCGCAGCCGCAAGCCCGUCGACCGGAUGCCCGCCGGCGGCGAUGUGCGCGUCGACCUCUACGAGGCAAACGGCAGCCGCGUCGUGACGCGCGUGCUGUCGCGGCGCGUGCACGAGGGGGGCGCGACGUCGUACCUGGUGGUGUGGGGCGCGGCGCACGUGACCACCGCCUCGUGGCACCCGAAGGCCUCCCUCAUCGCCCACGCCGCCGCCAACGCGCCGCUGCUCUCGCAGUUUGAUGCCGCCGUGCGGCGGGUGCGAGGGAUGAGCAUGAGAGAGCUGGAGGUGGCGGCGAGCUCGCUCAGCACGCUCGGCCUCCCGAACGCAACCUACUUCCAGGGCAUCUCCUCCCGCGGCGCCGACGGCUCGGUGCGGAGGCCGGCGUGCGGCCCUCCCCCGCCAAAGGGACGCGCGCCCGCGCCAAAGGGCGGCGGGCCCGCCGCGAAGAAGCAAAAGGACAGGCCGCCGCCCGCAGAGAGGGGGCCGUCUGGAGCGAGCGCAGAGUCGCCGCCGACGAGCGCGCACGACGAGCCGUCGAGACCUCGAGAGCCGGCGCGGCCGGCGCCGCCGACGCCGUCGCUCUCGCGCCACGGCCUCUCGAAGGGCCUCCGCUCCUUUCUGCGCGCGCGGCUCCCUAACCCAGAAGCGGAAGACGUGUACUCAUGUCUCCCAACCAGCGCCCGAGAGGACACGCACUCCGCCGUCUUCCCCCGCAUUCCACGGCUCGCGAGCCGAGGCGCCGACGCCUACGCCGCCGGGCAGCAUGGCUCGGGGCCUCACCUGGCGGCAGGCCAACACCAGCUCGGCAGCGCUGGCGCAGAGGCGGUUGGCCACGUGGCGGCUGGUCCCGCGCCCUCUGGCGGCGCUGCGGCGCCUCCCAGCUCCGCGCGCGCCCUUGCGACAGAGGGCGGCGACGGCCAGCAGCCAAGCAGCGCCGCGCCGCCGCCUCCGCUGCUCUUCUCUGCCGUGUCGCUCUCUCUGCGCAGCUUGCCCCGCGUCGAGCUUCGGCCGCCGCCGCCGCCGCCGCCGCCGCGGCCGCCGCCGCCGCCCGCCGCGCCCGCCGCGCCCAUGCCCGCGCCCAUGCCCGCGCCGGGGCCCGCGCCGGGCAUGGCUGGUGGGAUGCCGGUUGGGGCGGGGUGGGGGGCGAUGGGGCCGCCGCAGCAGCAGCAAGCGCAUCAGACGAUGAUGCUGAUGCAGCUGCAGGGGCAGUCGGGCCAGCCGCCGGCGGGCCCGGCGGGGUCGCAGCAGCGGGCGCUGCAGCUGCAGGCGCUGCAGCAGCAGCAGCAGCAGAUGCUGCAGCACUGGAGCCAGGCCGGGCAGAUCCACUGGUUGGGCCCGUUCAUCGGCGGGCAGCCGCCAAUGCCGCACCUGGCGCGCUCGGCGCCGAAGCUGCCGCAGCUGCGUCUGCCGCCCGUGGCGUCGGCGACGCCGGUUCAGCUCGGUCCGGCGGCGUUCACGUCGCAGCGCCAGUCGGCCCUCACGCUGGAGGGUCUGACAAAGUCUCGGCCCGCGUGCGGCCUGGCCCUCAAGCCCAAGGGCGUCCUCCUCCCCACCGCCCCGCCCGGCCACUCCUACGCCGUCGGCCCGCGCAGAGGCGCCUACCUCGUGCUUCAGCCCGUGCUCGACCCGGACGGGACCGCCGUCUUUCCACCCGCGGGCGCGCGCCGCGAGGGGAAGCGGUCGACGUCGCCGCCCACCAAGCUGCUGCGCCCCAUCGCGCCCCCGCCCGCGCAGCAGCAGUCCGGCACGCCUCCGCCCUCCUCGGCUGCUCCCGCUGCGGCCGCCGCCGCCGCCGCCGCCGCAGUCUCGGCGGCGGACGCGUCGAUGCUGGCGGCGGCCGCCGCCGCCGCCGAUGCCGCCGCCGCGGCAGGCGGCGCGUUCCCCUAG
Messenger RNA from Emiliania huxleyi CCMP1516, 2157 nucleotides. RefSeq lists its product as hypothetical. NCBI's taxonomy places the organism in Eukaryota, Haptophyta, Isochrysidales, Noelaerhabdaceae. The transcript is spliced from 5 exons. The record is from RefSeq and is a predicted model, not a curated record. Bases 76 to 2157 code for a protein of 693 amino acids.